Molecule: messenger RNA, 2139 nt
Organism: Opisthocomus hoazin
Lineage: Eukaryota; Metazoa; Chordata; Aves; Opisthocomiformes; Opisthocomidae
Source: RefSeq, a predicted model, not a curated record
AUGCCCAACACUUCUGGCUUGGUCAACCGCCGCAACGUGAUCGCCACCUCGGAUGCCACGGUGGUGUCCCGGCUGAAGCAGGCCGGUGCCAUCCCGCUGGGCGUGACCAACUGCAGCGAGCUGUGCAUGUGGUUCGAGUCCAGCAACAGGGUCUACGGCCGGACCAACACCCCCUACGACCUGCAGAGGAUCGUGGGCGGCAGCUCGGGUGGUUUCCUGGGAGCCGCCUGCUCGGUCAUAGGUGUGGGCUCCGACAUCGGCGGCAGCAUCCGGAUGCCUGCCUUCUUCAACGGAGUCUUUGGCCAUAAACCCACGACAGGGGUGGUCCCCAACGACGGCCAGUUCCCAAACGCUCGAGGGGUGCGGACCAGCUUCCUGUGCACGGGGCCCAUGUGCCGCUACGCAGAGGACCUGGAGCCUAUGCUGAGGGUCAUGGCCGGUCCUGGUGUCAACAAGCUGAAGCUGAAUGAAAAGGUGUCACUGGAGAAAAUAAAAUUUCACUGCAUGGAUCAUGACGGCGGGUCCAUUUUUGUGUCGCCUGUGGACAAGGAGAUCUUGCAGGCCCAAAAGAAGGUGGUGGAGCACCUCGAAAGCGAGUUGGGGGUCCAAGUUCAGCACGUGGCGAUCCACAAGAUGAAAUAUUCUUUCCAGAUCUGGUCAGCCAUGAUGUCGUCGAAGGACAGUGAUGGGCAGGAGGCACAGCUAUUCACUGAGCUGCUGGGGGAUCACGGGAAUCUGGUGUGGCCGCUGUGGGAGCUGAUGAAGUGGCUGGUGGGGAUGUCUUCCCACACCCUCCCAGCUAUCGCCCUGGGGCUGACGGAGAAGGUGAUGAAACUCAGCCCUGGUGUGAACGCCAAGCUAGUCAGCAUGGGGAAGAGCCUGCGGGAAGAGAUGGAGGCCCUGCUGGGGCCGGAUGGGGUGCUCCUCUACCCCUCGCACCCCACCGUCGCUCCCAGGCACCACUCCCCCAUAUGCAUGCCCUUCAACUUCGCCUACACAGCUAUCUUCAACGUCCUGGGCUUGCCGGUGACGCAGUGCCCACUGGGCCUGAGCAGCGAGGGACUGCCGUUUGCCAGCCCCUGCAGCCUCCCGGAGCUGCCGUGGGGAUUCCCCCACCCUCUGACUGAAAAGGGAGCGGGGCUCAGCGUGCUGGAGGCAGCCGUGUGCUCGUCUCGCCGGUGCUGCUUCGUGGGUGGGUGGUGCUGGGCUCUGCCCGGUGCAGAGCUGGCAGGCACUCCCUUGCCUCCGCGGGACGUGAGGCUGGAGGCGCAGAACUUCCACGUCCAGCUGCGCUGGGAGCCGGACCCCGGCUUGCCCGAUGGUGCCGCGUACCAGGUGGAGUGGAGGAGACGAACCUCGCACUGGACCAAGGCAGAUGAGUGCUGGAGGAACGGCACUGGCUCCUCCUGGGCAUGUGAGCUGUAUUUUGACAAGAUCCACGAUAUCUACUGGGCAAGGGUGAGAGCAGUGGCCGGAGGCGAGCUGUCCCAGUGGGCCUAUUCCAGUGAGCUGCAGCCAUACAGAGACACAAUUGUGGGCCCCCCCAAGCUGUCCUGGCUGCUCCAGGGUCACACCCUCAGCAUAAAUGUCACCAUGCCGCUCACUCCUUACCGAAACAAAGCCGGCUCUUACAAGCCAGUGGACCAAGUGCUGCUGAAGCUGUGGUAUUGGCUGAGCCUGUACGAAGGGGACGUGCUCGUCCAGCAGGUGCCCUGCAGACGGAGCAGGGAGGAAGCACCGUGCACCUUCAGGUACCUGAAGCCCAGCACGCAGUACUGUGUCCGGACAGCGGCCGCGGACAUGGCCCGGGAGCAGAGCCGGGAGGCCGAGCAGUGCAUGGUGACACCGGCGGGCCCCGCAGGCUUUCCCUGGGUCCUCCUUGCCGUGCUGUGUGGUGUCCUCCUGCUGCUGACCAUGGCUGGGCUCUGCUUCAUCCAGCUGCACAUCAUCCCCGGCCCCUCCGAGACGCACCUCCCAAAAACACUUGCUCUCCUGAACAGGGAGAUGAGGGUGACUGUCACGGUGCCCACCCUCGAGCUCAAGGAGGACUCGCUCGCCCUGCUCCUGCCGACCACGCUCCGCUCCUGCGGGCUGCCCGCCGCCCAGCAGAAGCCCGCCGACCAGCACUGCCCUGCCUGA